Messenger RNA from Dicentrarchus labrax (European seabass), 2927 nucleotides. It is a transcript of the gene fkbp8, whose product is annotated as FKBP prolyl isomerase 8. The coding region runs from base 264 to 1475 and encodes 403 amino acids. The record is from RefSeq and is a predicted model, not a curated record. Lineage: Eukaryota; Metazoa; Chordata; Actinopteri; Moronidae. The transcript is spliced from 9 exons. Gene Ontology annotation, molecular function: peptidyl-prolyl cis-trans isomerase activity; protein binding.
AAACAAACAAAAAAAGACAGCAGUCACUUAUUGUUCACUAGCAUAAGUCAGCUAACGUUAGGUACCUAGCGAGAUUACAGCUAAUGCUAGUUUGCUAUUGUCAACUUCGUCGGCUAACGUCUGUUAGCACGUAGCCUGUUAGCCGCUUGAGGAGCCGCGGGAUAUACUUGUCAGAAACUUCUGGAAACGGGUGGCUAGCUUGGAUACUAUUAAUUAAAAAUACACCCGUGUAGCUAAACAGUUGACUACAGAGUACUCUACUAAUGUCUGAACAAGAGGAGACGAUGGACGCCUCUGAUAGCCAUGACAGUGUGCCACCAGCGAAGAAGAAUGGACGUACCUCGUUGCUGGACAGCGGGGAGGACUUUGAGGUUUUAGACGAAGAUGACAUUGACGACGACCCCCCUCCUCUCGAAGAUGCCGGGGGUGGGAAGGGCAAAAACACAGAUGAAUCUGAGAAGAAAAGUACAGAUCCAGACCCUCUAGGUCCAGUGGAGGAGUGGCUGGAUGUAUUGGGUAAUGACCAGCUGAAGAAAAAAGUCCUGGAGGCAGGGGAAGGGCGAGACAGUCGGCCACAGAAAGGACAGAAUGUAAAGAUUAAUCUGAAAACGUACCUGAAGGACGGGACACUUGUAGAGGAGCAGACUGACCUCUCUUUCACUCUUGGAGAUGGAGAUGUCAUUCAGGCUCUGGAUCUCACAGUGCAGCUCAUGGAAAUGAGAGAGAAAGCCCUCAUUCAGACUGAUGCCCUUUACGCAUACGGUGUCCGGGGGAGUAUUGAACCUGAGGUCCCCUCCAAUGCUGGGCUGUCCUUAGAAGUGGAACUGCUGGAAGUUACUGAUGCCCCAGACCUGGAGCUGUUGGCCCCUGCAGAAAAGAUUGCCCUGGCUAGCCACAAGAGAGAGAGAGGAAAUGUUCAUUAUCAGCGUGGGGACUACGCUUUUGCUGUCAACUCAUAUAGCAUUGCCCUGCAGAUAACUGAGUCUAGUUCUAAAGUUGACAUUAGUCCUGAGGAGGAGAAUGAGCUUAUGGAUGUAAAAGUGAAGUGUUUAAACAACAUGGCUGCUUCUCAGCUGAAACUGGACCACUACGAUGCAGCUCUUAAAUCUUGUGUCUCUGCACUGGAUCACCAGCCAGACAACAUAAAAGCACUUUUCCGCAUGGGCAAGGUACUAGCCUUGCAAGGUGAAUACACAGAAGCCAUUCAAACUUUGAGGAAGGCACUGAAGUUGGAACCAAGCAACAAGACUAUCCACGCAGAGCUCUCCAAGCUGGUGAAGAAGAACUCGGAGCAGAGAGGAGCAGAGCAGGCCAUGUAUAAGAAGAUGCUGGGUAACCCCUCUAGUAGCAGCGGCAACACACAGAAACACCGGUCCAAGUCUUCGUGGGGUCUCAGCUGGAAGUGGCUGUUCGGUGCCACUGCGGUAGCCAUUGGCGGUGUAGCAUUAUCCGUCGUCAUAGCUGCAAGAAAUUGAACCAAGCCUGACCGAGCCACUGCUAUGUGAGAGCCUAAACACAGAGGCACAUCUGGCAGUGCCUUCUGACCUUUGGUCAAAGGGGGUGAAAAUGUCAGUCAGUCAGUUGCCUCUUCACUGUCACUCUCCUUUCUCUGCUAUGUUUGAGAACUAUAUGUGACAAAUAAUUAAACAUCAAUAGUGGCAUAUGGGAACUGUAUUUCCAACCUUAUAAAUGUGUAGGUUUAUGCAUAUUUGUCACGCUGCCAGACACGGUUUUCUUUUGCUGCCAUUGUUUGUGUCUUUGGUAGGUAAUGUUGGAAGUUUAUGAAAAAUAAUAGAUUCAGAUAGAGGCUAUUUAAGAAUAUUUUCCCCAUUUAAAAUAGCUAUUGUGAUAUGGUCCUAUGUUAUGCUAUAGUUUUAAAGCGUCAGAUUGUGCAGGUAGAAUAAUGUUUCCUAUCCAAGAAAGAAUAUGUGAUUUCACUGUUUUUAAUUACAGUACGAUGUUUCAUGUUCACUGGUCUAAUGCAGAUUAUUAUUUGAGGUCCACGCGAUGGCAAUGUAGCUAGCUUGUGUGCUAGCUCUCACACCCUUUCUACAGACUCUACUCAUGCACUAAGUGACCAGACAAAUAGAAACACCUGUACAAUGUAAUUCAAUACAACAGUCAGCUUUUACUUUAGUUGGUUAUGUAUUGAGGCUGGAGUUUGUUGUGAUGUUGAAGCGUGUUCCUAAAAUUGUAUCCACUUGAUUAACAUACAUGGAGGAGCAGAAAUAUACAAGACCCCUCACAACGUAAUGCAGUUCAAUAAAAUACAGCAAACUGCAGCCUCAAAUGGCACCCAUCUGACACAGUGUCAACAACAAACAAAAAUAUUAUUUCACAAAGGUGGCUUAUAAAUAUACAUGACUGUGUAUUUGAUUGCAGUUCAGGGUGGUUUCUCCAUUCCUGCUCACUUGUGCAUACAUACAGUUAAACAUCAACUGAAGUAGAUUAACUGUACUUUAUUUUCAACAUUUGUUCAAUUACAUACUUCUUGGGAAUAAAGGUGCAGUUGUUACCUUCUGAAACAAGGAAGCAUGAUGGUACAGAGAGUUUCUCAGUGAUGUGGCUAUGAAUAAUGCUGAAGAUUAUUUUUAUUAAUCAGUUUCAGUCAAUCAUACCUCAGUUUUUGAUGAUCAAGACCAAAUGUUGAAGGAUGUCCCUUCAAAUAUUGCCUGUGACAUUUUUCCUUUGAUUACGUUCCUUUGAGUGUUUAUUUAUUCCACUGUUAUUGAUCAUUGCUUUCUCACGUGCAGUUAAUGUGACACGACUGAAUCUGUGGCUUCUUCGGAGUAGAUGGUAGUCCUACACAGCCAAAAGUUGCAUAAACUCUUAACAGAAGGUGACAAAUGAAGUGAUCGUAGAGUUCUUGGCAUUCCCUGCAUUUGUUAAUUUUAUAUUCAUCACAAUAAAAUUUGUCUGUUAUCAAA